AUGGGAAACCCAUCCACUUCUGGACUGACAGCAUCUGUCAACUUCGCCACGCUCCUAGCUGGAUGCGCUUUUCUUGGCCUGGUAGUAUCUAUGCCUAUACUCUUCACUGUCAUGAAUAACAUAGAGGAGGAGUUGCUAGCAGCCCGACUUGUCUAUAAUGAGAUGUCUGACACCAUGUGGAAGGACCUCAUUUACGAAGAAAAAAUGGCUCGCAGAACGCCGCGACAGACUUACCGCGAAGGAGUUGAAGGAAGCAAAGAGGGAGAGAAAGGUGCUCCUGGAAGUCCCGGUCAAGAUGGACCUGUAGGUGAAGAAGGACCAGAGGGUCUACCGGGCCAUCCCGGACCAGCUGGAGAGAUAGGAGCAAGAGGUGUUCCUGGUGAAGAUGCAGUAAGUUUCGGAAAAGGAGCUCCUGGUCCCAAGGGUGAAAGCGGACCUCCAGGAAUGGCGGGAGAUGAAGGACUUCCCGGGGAAAGAGGAGAUGAUGCUCAGCCAGGACCACAAGGGCCACCUGGACCAGAAGGAGCACCCGGAGAUAUUGGACACGAUGGCUUCCCUGGUCUUGCUGGUGGACUUGGACUGGACGGUGCAGACGCAGAAUAUUGUCCUUGCCCAGAGCGAAAAAGUGGAGCAUCUGGCAAUGGUUCAGCAGCUGCAAAAACCACAACGACAGUCAAAACCGAAGUGACUACUACAACUUCUGCCGAAGAAGGCACUCAAUCCACUUCAUCAACCUCCGAAAGAGGGGAAGGAGGCGAACAUGCUACUAGUCUGACAACUGAUGCAAGCGCUAAUGUGGGUGGCGGAGGAGAAAAAGAAGGCACUAAUGCUGCUAGUACGACUACUACACCAGAAACCGGUCAUGGUUCAAGCACGUCAUUCUCUGUGGGAAUUGAAGGUCAGGAUACCAGCGUUUCGCCUUCUGCAAGAGCCUCUGAGGCCCCUGAAGGUGCCGGAGGAGGAGCCGCUGAAGUUAAGGAGUCUGAACAUCAUGACGAAGCGUCUGGUGCAAGUAAAGCCAAAGCCGACAAAAAAGAAAGCAAGAGCUCAGAAAGCUCGGAGGAGAAGAAGUCGCAUGCUAAAGCUGGCAAACAGAACGAAGAGCGAUCUACUGAAGAUCUCAUCAGAGUAAAGGAAGUAGAUAGUCUGGCGACUCCGAACGUCGUUGGAGGAGGGGCUGUGCCCGAAGGAAAAGUGAUUAAAAAGGCUGCUGAGCUCGAUAAAAAGGCCUUUGCCCGUACUCUUCGCAGGAGAGUUUUGCUGAAGGCAGCUUGA
Cylicocyclus nassatus is the source of this 1275-nucleotide messenger RNA. NCBI's taxonomy places the organism in Eukaryota, Metazoa, Nematoda, Chromadorea, Rhabditida, Strongylidae. The record is from the annotation of a GenBank genome assembly.